AUGUCAAAACACGCUCCUCCUCCCGGUGCCAAAAGCAUCAACGAAAUCCUUGACGAAGCCCGUUCCCAUCUCACCCGCAUUGACCCCGCUCAACUUCUUACAGAGCUACAAACUCCCGCCUCUCACGGCCCAACUCAUGUUAUAGACAUUCGGCCUGCUGCUCAACGCGAGCGAGAAGGUGCAUUUGCGUUCCCCAGCACACUCGAUACAUCUGCUACAAAACACACAGUCAGCAUCAUCGAGCGCAACGUGCUGGAGUGGCGCCUGGACCCGCAAAACGAUUCCCGGAUCAAGGAGCUUGUGGAUGAGUUUGGCUACGAUACGCGAGUAGUCAUUACAUGCUCAGAGGGCUAUACCAGUUCUCUGGCGGCCAGGGAGCUACAGAAGCUGGGCUUAUCCAGAGCGACAGAUUUAAAUGGCGGUUAUUGGGCGUGGAAGCGGCAUUUGGAGGGUCAAGCGAGCAAUUGA
Molecule: messenger RNA, 468 nt
Organism: Trichoderma gamsii
Lineage: Eukaryota; Fungi; Ascomycota; Sordariomycetes; Hypocreales; Hypocreaceae
Exons: 1
Coding region: 1-468 (155 amino acids)
Source: RefSeq, a predicted model, not a curated record